CUGCCUAACAACGAGCACCAUACAUCCUUCUUAUCUGACCAUUGCACCAAUAACUACCUAGUACCUAGGUACCUACUCAAUAGGUAGCAGAUUUGGACUUGUAUACCGCUAUGGAGGACGAUCCCACCAUCCGUGGUCCUAGAUCUGCCCUCAGUGAUUAUUUGGCCUCGCAGAAUAUAUCGAUCAGCCGUAUUCGCGCAGAAAACCGUGCGCGCUUAGAGGCCACAUCGACUACUACCGACGUUCCUGUUACAUCAAAUGAUUCCACUACUCCUAACGCCCAAAAUGUAGAAGGCGAGGAAAGUGAACAAGAAGAGGCUACGGCUGGUCCCUCCAAUACCGACGCCGCUCCCCAAACCCGACAAUGCCGCGAGCGAAAACGCAAGCAAGCCGAGGCUAUUGAGGCCAUCAAGAAGUCCAAGGCCUUCAAGAGGCGUAAACAAAAUCCGAGCAAGGGUUGUAACAUGGAUUUCCCCGAAGAUGAUGUGGUUGAAACUGCGGUUGAACGUGGAGAAGUGGUACCUGGGCAAAUGGAGAACUGCGCCCAGUGCAAGAAGCGCUUCACCGUGACCCCGUAUACUCGUGCCGAUCCGAACGGAGGUCUACUAUGCUCGAAGUGUGGCAGCAAGCAAGCUGCUGAAGAGAAAGCCAGCAAGAAAAAGGGCAAGCAAAAGGCUUCAGCUGGUCGCGCUGGUCAAGGAAGGCGAAAGCUGCAGAGUGCCAUACUAGAUGGCCAGAUUGGAGUUAAGAGUCUGGUGACUCUUUGCGUCGAGACCUUGGCCCAAAACAUCGAUCUGGCUGACGAUCUAGGGGACUCGCCCCCUGCUAUUAUUGAUCGCAUAGCCAGACAUUUGGCUAAGCGUCGCCUCAUGAAUUCUACCACCUUGCAACUAUUCAUUCAGCCUCGAGCCGAUGAGGUUACCGUGUACGAUGCCGCUCGCUUAGAUUCAGACGACUUCAUCCGAAUUUUCCAAACUUGCUCCCAGCUGAAAAAACUGAAGUUGCGCAACGCAAUCCAGUUUAAGGAUCAGGUCAUGGAAUUCUUGAUGAGUAGAAACUAUAAUCUCGAGAGUUUCUACAUCCACGGCGCGAAUCUGCUUAGCGAGACUAUAUGGCAGAAAUACCUAGAGAUGAAGGGACAGGGUCUACGAAGUCUCUGUGUCGCAUUCACAGAUAGACACUUUAGCAACAAUACUGUUAAGUGUCUACGAGACAACUGCUCUUCGCUAUCCCGACUUAAGAUUUGUCACAAUGGACAAGUUUCUGACGAGGGCAUCGAAUACAUCGCGAACCUCGGAAAUCUUAGACAGCUAAGUCUCCACCUUAUCAAGCAGACUUCCACGACCCCUUACAUCCAUGUCAUUGAGAAUAUCGGAAUCAAAUUAUGGACAUUCUCCAUCAGACAUGUUAAGGACGUUGAUGACCGUCUGCUAGAUGCGCUUCAUAAGCAUUGCACUUCUCUACAAAAGCUUCGUAUCACGCACAGCGAAGUUAUGACAGAUGCAGGAUUCGUCAGGCUAUUCGAGCAUUGGAAGAACCGGCAGCUUACGUUCAUCGACCUUCAACUUUGCCGCCAAGUGGAUGCGAAGGUGCCUUGGGAGAACCCUCGCAAUGUUGGCCUCUGCUCCAGGGGCUUCCAAGCACUGAUGGCUCACUCGGGCACUAAGCUAAAGUCCCUUAACGUCCACGGCUGCCGCCAUAUAUCUAAAGACGCUUUCGAGGAGGUUUUCUCUAGCGACAAGUUGUAUCCCGAGCUGUCAGACCUAGAGAUUAGUUUCUGUGAGCAGGUGACGGACUUUAUUGUCGGAUCUAUUUUCCGAAGCUGCCCCAACCUCAAGCAACUGAAUGUUUUUGGUUGCAUGAAGGUCAAGAGUGUCCGAGUGCCUAAAGGCAAGAUUUUGGUUGGCGUUCCGAACGCUAUGGGCAUGGUCAUUGAAGGCACUGAUGACUAAAGAAGCAAGGUGGUUAUCAUGAUUUUUGAUGCAGUGCAGACCGUCCAAGGCCUUGGAAGUUUGGUAAUGUUUCACCUAUUCUAUGGACAUUUACUUACGCUAUGAAUGACCCCAAAUGUGUCCAUAUUGAGGUACCUACGACUUGUAUUGUAAGUGCCAUAUUUGGAACGGACCUUGAAACGGAACAUGUCUUGCGAUGAGAGGGUUGAGGAGCAAAGAACAAUGAGAAUAAUGGGAUGAGAAGGAGAAUGGUGUUGUACUACUACAUAUGUAACUAGGUAAAUGCCUACAUAUGUAGGUUAGUGUACCUAAUGUGUAUUACGGCAACCGGACUCACAGGAUCGGGCAGCCCCGGGUCUAUGGAUGGUACUACCUAGGGUACCUAAGGUACCUAAGGUUAGUUAAAUCGCGCCAUCGCAUCGCCUUAUGUAAUUAAUCCAUGUGUUUCUUGGCCAUUAAAUAGGAAGAC
Molecule: messenger RNA, 2421 nt
Organism: Hypoxylon fragiforme
Lineage: Eukaryota; Fungi; Ascomycota; Sordariomycetes; Xylariales; Hypoxylaceae
Product: RNI-like protein
Exons: 3
Coding region: 111-1952 (613 amino acids)
Biological process (GO): SCF-dependent proteasomal ubiquitin-dependent protein catabolic process
Cellular component (GO): SCF ubiquitin ligase complex
Source: RefSeq, a predicted model, not a curated record